This is a messenger RNA of Trichoplusia ni (cabbage looper), 865 nucleotides long. Its product is annotated as SRR1-like protein. The record is from RefSeq and is a predicted model, not a curated record. The coding region runs from base 38 to 865 and encodes 275 amino acids. Gene Ontology annotation, cellular component: nucleus; cytoplasm. Lineage: Eukaryota; Metazoa; Arthropoda; Insecta; Lepidoptera; Noctuidae. Gene Ontology annotation, biological process: microtubule-based process. The transcript has 2 exons.
ACCGAUUCUUUGCGAAUAAUAUUAUGACGUUUAUAAAAUGUCAAAAUCUACAGAGGACAGCGAUGGUUUUCAAAAAGUAAAGUCGAAGCGUUGCGCAAAAAACAAACCUACGAAAAUACCUAGCAAAUGUAUAGAAUUAGAAAAACAAGAGAUCGCAAUUGACUUUGAUAAAGUUUUUAAGCGAAUCAACUGUGCUGUGGACGAUAUCAAACUCUCGAAUUUCUUUGGAGACGUUAUAAAAUCUGUGAGUAACAUUUUGAACGCUAAAAACGUCGUAGAAAUAGUUUGUCUUGGACUCGGACAUGUAGCUGAAUGUAACAUAUCUAGAUACCAACUCGCUCUCUUACUUUGUUUGAAGGACUCCUUAAAACCUGACAAUGUACUAGUACAUGACCCUAUCUUCUAUAAAAGUGAGUGUGAACUCUUAACGAAGUUAGGACUCGAAGUUAUAUUGGAAAACAAUGAAGGAAAUUAUGUAAUAUCAGAUAAAGGGCCCACUGUUGUGUUUUUCCCUCAUUGUCCAAAACAAUUGACUAAUAACUUCCUUUGGAGUAAUUGGGGACCUAAUUUAGAAAACUGUGUACUUAUUUGUAACAGUUUUACAUCUCUUGUAGACAAUCAGCCCAGUAGAAUACUUUCAGAAACUGUUCCAUUCAUCUUUAAAAUACACCCUCAUACAUCUGAGCAGGCUUUAAACAAUAGUUUUAAAUAUACUGAUAUCUUUAAUGAUACUGCAAUCCACCAUUUCCCUAAAGAACAUUUAGAAAAACUUGAUUCAAACUUUUGGACCAGAGGUGACAAACCUGCAUACGAAAACACUGAAGAAUUUAUCACAUCUCUUAUGAUACAGAAGCUGAACAUCUAA